Alternaria incomplexa is the source of this 855-nucleotide messenger RNA. RefSeq lists its product as uncharacterized. The coding region runs from base 1 to 855 and encodes 284 amino acids. The record is from RefSeq and is a predicted model, not a curated record. Gene Ontology annotation, cellular component: trans-Golgi network; endosome. Gene Ontology annotation, biological process: phospholipid translocation; retrograde transport, endosome to Golgi. The transcript has 2 exons. NCBI's taxonomy places the organism in Eukaryota, Fungi, Ascomycota, Dothideomycetes, Pleosporales, Pleosporaceae.
AUGUUCUUCAUCAGCGCCAUUGUGAAGAACAUUGCACCCGUCUUUAUCGCGACGAGUCCGAUUACCAGCUAUGGCGACCAGAUCUACAGCAUGCACCGAGCUCGCAGCUCCGCCGGCUUCUCCCUCGACAUUCCGCUCAUCAUGCUCGUCGCCAGCAUCCUGAAAGUCUACUACUGGUUCGGCGCCCACUUCAGCACCUCGCUGCUCGUCCAAGCCCUGCUCAUGAUCUGCGUCCACCUGCUCCUCCUCCACGUCGCGCUCACGAACCGACCGCCGCCCUCGCAUCUCCCUUUCCAACACAAGGACGUUUCGAACCGACCGUACGAUUUCUGGCAGUGGAGGGCGCCAAGGCCGUAUUGGACCUUCAUCACAUACUUUACUGGGGUGCUGUUGGUGCUGCACCUGCUCAUGUCCUCUACGAGCGUAUUUGUGCCGUACACCGAUCUGCUGGGCAUGGUUGCGUUGACAAUCGAGGCUACGCUUCCGAUACCCCAGCUUCUGGCUAACUACCAGAGACGUGGGUGCAAAGGAUUCAGGCCUAGUGUCAUCGUAAACUGGGUCAUCGGUGAUACAUUCAAGAUGUGGUUCUUCUUUGCCAGCAGCAGUGGUGAGGUACCUUGGGCUUUCAAGGCUUGUGGUAUCUUCCAGGCAUGCUGCGACUUGGGACUUGCAGCGCAGUACUUGAUCUGGGGCGACGGGCCGCCUGGUGUGGAAGGUCUGGGUCGGGAGAAGGAGAUCAGAAGCCCGAUACCGCCUGAGGAGGGAUGGAAUGCGGAGAAGCUGGGACAAACGAGCAUGGCGGGUGGCAUCGAGAUGAGCGACGGCCAGGCGUGGGAGAGACCGAGGGCUGCGUAG